UGAGGUUCCCAAUGUUAAUCCAAGUCUCUGCGAGCAAUGAGUCUGUCCUUCCUCACUGUCUCUGUGAUCUCCAUCCUCUGGCCCUGUCUGUCACUGGGAGCUUUGUUGACUCAGUGGCCGCGGACAGUCACAGCCAGAGAGGGGGAGACAGAGAGUUUGAAUUGUUAUCAGAAUGACACAGACUAUAACAUGAUGCUCUGGUACCUCCAACCCCAUCAAGGAGGCCUAACAUUGAUCGGAUAUGCCUGGGCGUCAAGCCUAAAUUACGAGGCGGGUAUGGAAGCUCACUACACGAUUAUACAGACUGGAAACAAAGAAUCCUCCCUGAAGAUCUCCAACAUGACCGCAGCCCAGGAGGGGGUGUAUUACUGUGCUGCUAAAGAUGGGCACAGCGUCUAUCACUGGGAGCUUUGUUCACAGUGCUGUCACGAGGUGAUCUCGCUGAUAUUGACUGGAUGUGAGGGUCUGUCUGUCUCUCUCUCUGUCCCUGUCUCUGUCUACCUCUCCCCCUCUCUGUCUCUGUCUCUGACUGUCUCUCAGCCAGGAGAUAUACGUCAGACACUGCUCGCUGUGUACAAUCCAGCAUUCUUCGGUAGCGGGUCUAAACUGGCUGUUAUCGGCCCAAAAGACGAAAUACAACCCCCCAAAGUCUUCCUCUACGAUGCAUCCCAUGACGAGCUGAGGACGGAGAACUGGGGAACAUUGGUGUGUCUUGUCUCUGAGUUUUACCCGGACACAGUUGAGAUAGAGUGGAAAAUCGAUGGUGCAUUGGUUAAGAAUGAGGACAGCAGACCAAUUCACACCGAUUUAAAAUCCCUCAAGUCAAAAUCCAGCUCAACGUAUUCUGUGACCAGUCGUCUCCGUCUGUCUGUAAACGACUGGGCUGAUGCCAAACUUAUAACCUGCCGCGUCACCCACUUUGGGGAAGGAACUACUAUAACGAACCAUGAGGCAAAUGUGGAGCCGACUGGAGAACUCUGUGCCUUCAUUACAAAAGAUGAUAUUCAGGAGAGGAUGGUGACUGGGAAAUUAACCUAUCUAAUCUUGCUGUGUAAAAGUAUCCUCUUUGGCGUUUUCAUAUCCUUCGUUGUAUGGAAAAUUAAGUCUCCUUCCGGAAAGCGAUUUGACUGAUUCUGAAACUGUGAAGGUUUUGAACAAGAAGCAGGGAGAGAGAUCAUCACAUCUGAACCGCUUUCAUUUAAAUAUUUUCUUGGCAGGGGAUGGGGUUAGAUUAGAGAGCUCCAGUGGGGGUGUGAGAUGGAAAGAGCACCAGCGCACUGGGGAGUGAGCGAGAGAGAGAGAGAGCAGGGGGUUAGGUUUAGAGUAAAGAAAUACAAUUUUGAGGGGAAUGAGCAAGAGCAAGGACAAGAUGGAUGGAGAGAGAGAGAAAGAGAGCAGGGAAUGGGAUUAGACCAGAGGGAGCUCCAGUGUGGCGAGAUGUGCGUGUAGAAUGACCUCUAUUUCAUGACAGAGCUUUCGCUAUCGUAACCGUACAAUUUAGUGACUCGCAAAGAGUAAGCGCUUUCUUGUAGUGGAAUAGCUCCUGCGUUUAUUAAACUCUUGAUUUUUAUUCACAUUUAA
Callorhinchus milii (elephant shark) is the source of this 1581-nucleotide messenger RNA. RefSeq names its product M1-specific T cell receptor beta chain-like. The record is from RefSeq and is a predicted model, not a curated record. Gene Ontology annotation, biological process: cell surface receptor signaling pathway. The transcript is spliced from 10 exons. Lineage: Eukaryota; Metazoa; Chordata; Chondrichthyes; Chimaeriformes; Callorhinchidae. Bases 37 to 1131 code for a protein of 364 amino acids. Gene Ontology annotation, cellular component: plasma membrane.